Messenger RNA from Macrosteles quadrilineatus (aster leafhopper), 5355 nucleotides. RefSeq lists its product as uncharacterized. The coding region runs from base 1 to 5355 and encodes 1784 amino acids. Gene Ontology annotation, biological process: DNA integration. Lineage: Eukaryota; Metazoa; Arthropoda; Insecta; Hemiptera; Cicadellidae. Gene Ontology annotation, molecular function: nucleic acid binding. The transcript is spliced from 3 exons. The record is from RefSeq and is a predicted model, not a curated record.
AUGUCUUACAGAAAAAGUAAUAGAGAAGUUAAACCUCCAAAAAGGUAUACCCCUGAUCAGAAUGAAAAUCAUGAUACAGACAAAUUAUCAAAGAAUGUUUCUGAGAAUGGAAAAAAUGACACUCAAGAAGUAGCAUUGAGACAACCCAGCAUUACUUCUAGUAGUUCAAGGAAAACAAAAAGUAAAUCAGCAACAUCAAGCAGCAGGAGACAAAUGGAAAUAGAACUUGAAAAGUUGGAGGAAAUACAAAAACUGGAACGAGAAAAUGAAGAAAAGGAGCUGGAAAGACAAAGACUGAUGGAGGAGAAGGAGAUGGAGCUACAAGGACUGGAGCUGGAGAAGGAAAUAGAGCGACAACGUCUGGAGAAGGAAAUGGAGCGACAACGGCUGAGAGACGAGAGGGAGCUAGAGCGACGUAAACAAAUGCUGGAAAUAAGGACUUCUAUGAAAUCACUAUCGGCAAAUGGUAGUCAAGUCUGCGGAUCUGAGGUAAGCAUAAGUCAAAGCUUAAUAUCUCAGAGAGAGGAGAGAGAAUCUGAGAGUAAAGUCGUAAAGUGGCUGAAUGAUAAUGAACCGACAGUUCAUCAGUGUUCAUCAACCGCUAUGACCACGGCUGCACAAUUACUAGCAGAUUCAGUCAAAAAAGCUAUUCAACCAACCUCUCUUUGCCGCCAACAACUACCAAACUUUAGUGGUAGACCAGAUGAGUGGCCUAUGUUCUUUUCUGCAUUUGAAAAUACCGUAAAAUUGUAUUCUGAUGAUGACAAUCUAGCUAGACUUAGAAACUGUCUUGAAGGCGAAGCCUUCAAAAUGGUGAAACCUCUUUUUGUUUCCAGUAAAAACUUGCAUGCCAUAAUUAAAACGUUACAGAUGCGUUUCGGUAGGCCCGAGUUUAUCAUUGAGUCUAUAAUGAACCAAACUAGAAUGCUAGCCCCUGUAACUGAAGACGAUAUUGUUGGCCUCAUCGAGUUUUCUACAACCAUUCUUAACUUUACCUCGACAGCUGUGUCUCUUCAUAUGGAGUACUACAUGACGAACCCUCAACUACUCAGUGAACUGUUAGGAAAAUUGCCUUAUCAAAUGAAGUACCAUUGGGCUCAACAUGUGAGCAGUAUGUGUUUAACUAGACCUAGCCUAAGUGAUUUUUCAGAUUGGUUAGAGAGACAAUGUUCCAUCAUGAGUAUCUAUUUUCAUCCAAACAAGGACGUCCCGACUAGAAAGAAAAAUGACUUCAAACCUGUGUUGACCAACUCUUUAAAAGCAGCAGUUCCCGCAGUUGACCCACUUACCUGCGUGUUCUGUGGUGGUAAGCACGAUAAUGACAAAUGCUCUAUGCUUCGGAAAGCUGAUAUUUCCGAAAGGUGGAAAAUGCUGGACCAUCACCGUCUCUUACAUAACUCCAAUCUUGAAAGACCUCCAACGAAAAGAAAUGAGGGAGAGUUAAAAUCGAGAGAUGAAGUAAUUGGUAAUCAUUUUGAGAAUAACUUAUCAAACCGUGUUUUGCUUCGUGUUUGUCCUGUCACGUUGUACGGUCCCAAGUCCCAGGUAGAUACUUAUGCCCUUUUAGACGACGGCUCGACUGUAUCACUUCUGGAUUCAUCAAUUGCCGAUGAACUUGGUAUCAAAGGUGAGAUUGUUCCUUUGACAACAUGUUGGUCUAACAACACAAGACACUUUGAAUCUCAAUCAAAGAGAAUAGAUUUAAAAAUAAAAGCAUUUUACGAGGAUGAAAUCUUUACAUUGAAAGGGGUUAGAACUCAGUCCACUUUAGAGUUACCACACCAACAAAUAGACAGUGUCAAAUUGAGGAAGAACUGGCCUCACCUAAACUCGAUCAACCAACCUCUUCCAUUAGCGAGUGUCAGGCCCACUCUCUUGAUAGGCCAAGACAACUGUAACCUAAUUCUAACCCGUAAGAUUAUUGAAGGUCCUACUAACGCCCCAGUACUGUCAUGGUGCCUUCUUGGUUGGACUCUACAUGGGAAGUGUGCACAAUUCAGAGAUCGUGUGGAUGAAAAUUUUACCCUGCUCUCAUAUGAAGAAUCUUCACUUCAUGACAUGGUAAAGAAAUCCUUUGAAUUAGAGAAAUAUGGAGAAACUAGAUCAAACAACCUGAAAUUGUCCAUAGAAGAAGAACGUGGAGUAUCAAUUCUUGAGGAUACCAUAAAGAAAACAGGAGAUCAUUACGAAGUUGGUCUUUUAUGGAAAAAUGACGAAUUUAAUUUUCCUCCAAGCUAUGACAAUGCUCUGAGAAGAUUAAAUACUCUUGAAAAGAAAAUGGAAAGAAAUCUGGAAUUUAAUGAAGCUUAUACAACCAAGAUUGACGAAUACAUGGAAAAAGGAUAUAUUAGAAAACUCAGCCCUGAAAAAGCUGCUAUCAUAACAGAUCUAACAUUCUAUCUACCCCACUUUGGAGUAUCGAAUCCGAACAAACCUGACAAAAUAAGAUUGGUUUUCGAUGCUGCUGCUAAAUCUCACGGAGUUUCGUUCAAUGAUGCACUACUCAGCGGCCCUGACUAUUUGAAUCCAUUGCCAUCUGUGCUGUUAAAAUUCCGGUUAGGAAAAUUUGCUAUCGUGGGAGAUAUAAAGGAGAUGUUUCACCAAGUAAAUAUAAAAGAUGAAGACGUUGACUCACAAAGAUUUCUGUGGCGAAAAGACAAAACCAAAACCCCAGAUACCUACAUAAUGAAAGCGAUGACCUUCGGAGCAACAUGUUCACCAAGCUCUGCACUGUUUGUUACAAUAAAUGAUGAUUCUGAUUCUGAUUCUGAUUCAACCGACACAGAAGAGGAAGCUAAACAACGUGUUCAAGAAAUAAUUGAGAUACAUAGAGCUGGAGGAUUCCAAAUUUGUAACUGGAUGUCUAAUUCAAAACAAGUGCUUUUGAAAAUUCCUGAAAACCUGAAAGCCAGCCAAGCCAAACAUUUGAUGCCCGAUACUCGACUUCCUACAGAACGAGUACUUGGAUUAUGGUGGGACGCUGAAUCCGACUGCUUUGUGUUCCAUCGCAAUGUCGAAAAACUUGAAUUUCUCGAAUCUGAGUAUCCGACGAAACGAGAGAUUCUUAAAGCAGCUAUGUCAAUUUUCGAUCCUCUAGGUCUGAUUGCCCCUACCACAGUAAAAGGGAGACUACUGGUUCAGGAUAUAUGGAGAACAAAACUAGGUUGGGAUGAUGUUGUGACACCUGAACUUAGUCUGAAGUGGAAAGCUUGGAUGGAUGAAGUCAAAAGUCUUCGAACACUGAAAAUACAAAGGUGCUACUUCAACACACGAGUCAGUGACUCAGUUGAACUUCACAUAUUUGUUGACGCAAGUGAAGAAGCCUUUGCUGCAACUGCAUAUCUGCGUCAGGAGAACAAAGACACUUACGAAACGACAUUGAUCAUGUCACGUGCCAAAGUGGCACCCAUCAAGAACCUGACUAUACCUAGACUGGAACUCCAAGCUGCCGUUUUAGGAUGUAGAGUAGCUUCUGCUGCUGAACAAGAUUUGGGCGUUUCAAUCCAAAAGAAAACGUAUUGGUCUGAUUCCCAAACAGUCCUACACUGGAUUAAGUCAGAUCCAAAAAACUAUAAACAGUUUGUCUCUAAUAGAAUUGGAGAAAUCCAAGAACUUUCUUCAGCAGAAGACUGGAAAUGGGUCCCCACAAAAUUGAACCCUGCCGACUAUGCAACUAGAAGCAUGAAAAGGUUCAAGUCUGACAUUCAAAACAAAUGGCUCCAUGGUCCCCAAUUUCUAUCUUUAAACUGUGAACACUGGCCCACACAACCACCGAAUCUACAAGUGAAAGAAGACCAAGAAACCAAACGCCAGUUUACCGGCUUACAUGCAGAUGACGAAGCAAAAAUAAUUGACGUUUCAAAGUUCUCGUCAUGGGAGAAACCGACUAGAAUUGUUGCUUGGAUUUUGAGAUAUGUCAAUAACUUAAAAUCGAGGUGCAAAUCAAACGACAAAACUCAACUUCGAUUUGGACCAAUAGACUACAACAACCUCGUUGAGCUGGAACCUAAAGAACUGAAAGCUGCCGAAGAAAUUCUUUUGAAAUCUGCACAGGAUGAAACCUUUGGUGAAGAAAGGAAACUUUUGAUGAGAAAGAAGUCUAUUCCAAAGUCAAGCCGCAUUUAUUUAUUCUCUCCAUAUUUGGAUUGUAACAAUAUUUUAAGAAUGUCAUCAAGAACCUCAAACUCACCCGAACUGACGGAAGAUCAGAAAAACCUUAUAAUAUUAGAUGGCCGACACUUUACUUCGAGAUUGAUAGGACAAAUGUAUCAUAAUGAAUGUUUCCAUCAAGGUCUCGAGACAGUUGGGUGCAAGAUAAGAGAAAAAUUCUGGAUAACAAAUCUACGACCACUUCUAAAGAAAAUUAAGAAAGAAUGCAUGAGGUGCAGAUUGAAUUGUGCGAAGCCUGUUCCCCCCCAAAUGGCGCCUCUACCAGAGUUCAGAGUAACAAGAACUAGCCACCCGUUCUUCUACACUGGAGUAGAUUACUUCGGACCGAUAGAAGUAACUGUAGGGAGGAGACACGAGAAACGUUGGGGAGUUUUGUUCAUAUGUUUGACAACUAGAGCUGUCCACUUGGAAGUUGCACAUUCUUUGAACACAGAAAGUUGUAUCAUGGCAAUCCAACGGUUCAUUAGCCGAAGACCCUGUCCAUCGAAGAUGUUCUCGGACAAUGGGACAAACUUUGUUGGGAGUGACAAAGAACUCAGGAAUGCUACUAAGUGUUUAAACAAUGUCCACAUUCAGAGGGUCAUAUCCAGACAAGGUAUCAAAUGGAACUUUAUUCCUCCUCGAGCCCCACAUAUGGGCGGAUGCUGGGAGAGACUCAUCAGAUCAGUUAAAACCGCAUUAAAAUUUGUCAUGCGUUCCCAGUAUCCUAAGGAUGAAGAACUUCAAACCUUUCUUGUUCGAAUAGAAUUUAUCAUCAAUUCAAGACCACUGACUAAUGUACCAAUUGACCCACUCGAUCCAGUCCCGCUCACUCCAAACCAUUUCCUUAGAGACGCCUUCAAAAUAGAUAUCAAUGAAGACAAACUUUGCAGAAGGCAACUAACUCGAGUUAAGACCCUACUAGACAACUUUUGGAAAAGGUGGAUUCAUGAGUAUUUACCCUGCUUGACAAGGAGGUGCAAAUGGCAUAAAAGAACUGUUCCACCUGAAGUUGACGACUUGGCAAUAAUCGUAGAUGAAGACAACGCACGUAACACCUGGCCCCUUGGAAGAAUAUCUGCCCUAUACCCCGGUCGAGAUGGACAAGUAAGAGUUGUUGACAUCACAACACCAAAAGGUACUUUUCGACGUCCGAUGACAAAAAUUGCCAUUCUACCUGAGGAGGGGAAAGAUGUUAAUGACUAA